UAUCACCAAGGUAGCUUUGGGAGUCAACUAUCACCAAGGUAGCUUUGGGAGUCAACUAUCACCAAGGUAGAUUUGGGAGUCAACUAUCACCAAGGUAGAUUUGGGAGUCAACUAUCACCAAGGUAGCUUUGGGAGUCAACUAUCACCAAGGUAGCUUUGGGAGUCAACUAUCACCAAGGUAGAUCUGGGAGUCAACUAUCACCAAGGUAGCUUUGGGAGUCAACUACCACCAAGGUAGCUUUGGGAGUCAACUAUCACCAAGGUAGCUUUGGGAGUCAACUAUCACUAAGGUAGCUUUGGGAGUCAACUACCACCAAGGUAGCUUUGGGAGUCAACUAUCACCAAGGUAGCUUUGGGAGUCAACUAUCACUAAGGUAGAUUUGGGAGUCAACUAUCACCAAGGUAGAUUUGGGAGUCAACUAUCACCAAGGUAGCUUUGGGAGUCAACUAUCACCAAGGUAGCUUUGGGAGUCAACUACCACUAAGGUAGAUUUGGGAGUCAACUAUCACUAAGGUAGAUUUGGGAGUCAACUACCACUAAGGGUUCUUUGUCAGGAGGACUUUGAGAGUUCGUUUGGACCCUGAUCGUUUGUUUGAAUCCCUUGACAACGGACGAAGUGAUGAUCCAGGGCGUGUCUGAGAUCGCGGCGCUGUGCGUGGGCCUGGUGGGUCUGAUCGGAGCAGCCGCCGUCACCGGGAUGCCCAUGUGGAAGGUUACAGCCUUCAUCGGAGAGAACAUCAUCGUCAUGGAGACGCGCUGGGAGGGCCUGUGGAUGAACUGCUAUAGACAGGCCAACAUCAGGAUGCAGUGUAAGGUGUACGACUCUCUGCUGUAUCUCCCCGCAGACCUGCAGGCUGCCAGGGGCUUGAUGUGCUGCUCGCUGGCUCUCUCAGGGAUGGGUCUACUGGGGGCUCUAGCAGGGAUGCGGUGUACCUCCUGCAUCCGGGACAACGACCGCGUUAAGAGCCUCAUCCUCAUGGUGGCUGGAGGCAUGCAGUUACUGGCCUCUAUCUGUGUGUUCAUCCCAGUCUCCUGGACGGCUCACGCCAUAAUCCGUGACUUCUAUAACCCCUUGCUGAUCGAUGCCCAGCGCAGGGAGCUGGGAGAGGCUCUCUACGUCGGCUGGGUGACCGGAGCCUUCCUCUUGACCUCUGGGCUUCUCUUCCUCUGUCGCCGCGUCCACUCCAACAAAGCCUCGUUCGAUAUCUACCAUCCUGCCAACAGGAUCAACAAACCCACUCUGAUGCACUAUCAUCCUAUCUCAAGUGUUCUUAACAUCGGGGCUCACCGCCAGCCCGGUCUGAUCCACCAACAAAGUCACAGCUUCGAUGCAUACCAACACCGCCAAGCUCCGAUUCUUCAUAACGUUCCUUAUGGACAACAAGGGGUCGUCAUGAACCCUCCUGCUGCUGUGACUGACUCUAGCUUGGUGGAGAACGUUGGGCCGUCGUUCUAUCACCACGGCAACCGACGUCAUGUUGACGGACGCCAUCCCUCCACCUCUAACAGCUCCAACUGCGUCAGCAGCCUGUCCACUCUGGCUAACUCCCUACACAUCAGCCAACAGACUCCGUACUCCUAUAGCCACCUGACCACUCCGUACGCCACAUAUACCGGUAGUCAACAGACAAAUCCAUACUCCUACAGUCAUCCGGGAAACCUGUCCGUUUCACACAACUCCAGUUUCCAAGCCGUACCUCAGAAUCCUGUUUUUAUCGGGUAUAAGGGCUCCAGAGUUCAACCAUCGCAGUCUCACCACAACGGAAGCAGUGUUGGUGUGUACAUCUGAAUAGACUGCAACGAGACCAGUCAUCUUCCCAUACUCACUAUACCUUUAACAAAUGUAUCUCCUCUAUAUGGUUAUUAGAAUCACAUGGUAUCUUUUCUUAUUUUUUGAAAAGUUAAAUGUCUGUUUUGGUAUUCUGGUAAAACUGUAAUGUGUUCAGUGUAUGGGACAGUUACAGCUGUGUAGAAUCUAGAAACUCUAUUCUACAUUUAUCUUCUGUUAUGUGAUUAUUCAUGUACCAUUUGGGUGUGUUUGUCAGCCUGCUGCUGGCGGUUUUAUAUAAGCAGCUGUCUUUUUGUCACCUUGACCUUACCUGUCAUGUGACCUCAGUAAACAAGAAGUUUGGUUUCUCCAAUAAAGAACAUCCUGUUUGAUUCUGCAUACGGGAGAGCCACUUCAAUACGAGGUGAUUUUCGUAGCAGGUUAGGAGAGCAUUUUAACUUAACCUCAGGUCUCCUCACCCGCUGCGUUUAUUCUCCUCACCCGCUGCGUUUAUUCUCCUCACCCGCUGCGUUUAUUGUCCUCACCCGCUGCGUUUAUUCUCCUCACCCGCUGCGUUUA
Salvelinus fontinalis (brook trout) is the source of this 2348-nucleotide messenger RNA. Its product is annotated as claudin-8-like. The record is from RefSeq and is a predicted model, not a curated record. Gene Ontology annotation, biological process: cell adhesion; bicellular tight junction assembly. The transcript is spliced from 2 exons. Lineage: Eukaryota; Metazoa; Chordata; Actinopteri; Salmoniformes; Salmonidae. Gene Ontology annotation, cellular component: plasma membrane; bicellular tight junction. The coding region runs from base 621 to 1790 and encodes 389 amino acids. Gene Ontology annotation, molecular function: structural molecule activity.